AAUGAGCCGGGUACGACCGUUCACAGGCUGGGAGUAAGGAGUGGCUCGCCAUGCAACGGCUCGACGAGCGGCAGACGAACCAGGUUACAUCGCGCUAGACUACGAGGAAGCGUUCCAAGGGACAGGUGAAGGGCCUGGCGCUAAACGCCCAUGUCAAUGCGCAGCAGCAUCCUUCGAGAAGCCAGGCAGAGGUGCCGCACUAGAUCCAUUAUCUAUUUGUUAAGAUGGCAGCGGCGCCUUUGAUGGAAGGCUCGAUCAGCUCACGACUAUUUCGAGCACCUGCGUCUCAGUUCAUGCUGCCUUUUACACUGGGACAUUAGGGUCGAGUAAUCCCGAGCAUGCUGGCUGUCUGAGGCGUGACAUGACCACCCAAACGGCCCACAUCAGCGACUACUUACUAUGUCACUCAAGAUUGAGGAUGCUGUGCCUCCGCCGCAUCUAUUUUCAAGCCGGUCGGCUACAUGGCCCAGUUCCUACGCUUCUCAAGCUGGUUCACUAGGUUCAUCGCCUGCUGCAAAGUCUCCCCAGCCAUCUCAUGCGUUCAGUCGCAUGCACGAGAGACCCAUGUCUUCACACAACAUCGAUAACCUGCCAACAUCUGGCUGGUACGAUCCGUCCAUGACAGCCCACGACAUGCAGUACACCGCAUACGAACAUUAUGUACCGCCCCGAUCGUCCAUCGUUCUGUCUCCAUCUGCAACUUCGUUCCCGCAAGCAGGUCAAGCGUCCUCCUCCAUUACCCAUGUCGACUCAUCAGCAAGAGUUCUGUCUCCAGUACCAGUUUACCCUCAGAGCUCACUACUGAAGGAGUGUGCACAGCAAUCGGUUGAGCUCCCGCUGAUAUCGAAUUCGACCUCACAGCGGUCACCAACACGUGUGAAAGCCAAGGCUCGUAGCCAACAGUCUCCUCAUAGCGAAUUCUCUGUGGCGCAACCUGGCCCGGUCGCGUCAUGGUCUGUCGAUUCUCUUGGGAUUCACACACCCUCGGCACAGUCGGAGUCGUAUUACAUCAACUUUGCUCAGCACGCACGAGGUCUCCGCACGGGGGACACAUCGCUGGAUAUGAUGUUGAGUGCGUCGCAAGCCCGGCGCGGAUUCACGGCCAUAGCACCGCAGCCCACAGACGCUACCACAUUAAUGGGUGCAAAGAGAUCACGAGAGGAUGACAAUCAAGCAGAGAUGUCAAAGAGGAGGCGGCGAUCCGAGUCGGCCAUGUCGACGCAGCUCGAGCUUACUGAAGAGGAUAGACUACUGCUGAAGUUGAAGGAGGAAGAGGCCAUGCCUUGGAAGGACAUUGCAGCGCGGUUCCAGGGUGAUCUGGGCAAACAGUAUCAAAUCCCAGCUCUUCAAAUGCGACUGAAACGACUGCGGGAACGAAUGCGAGUGUGGGGCGAGGCAGACGUCAGAGCUCUGCGCAUGGCGCACGAGUACUGGGCGCAGAACAAGUUCGAGAUCAUCUCGCAGAAGAUGCUCGAGUUUGGCGCUCAGGAGAAGUGGACGGCACGCCAGUGCGCUCGCAAAUGGGCAGCAGGUGAUGGACUGCCGACACCGAUGCCCCAGUACGAUCAGCACGCACAACACACUUUCACGCCGUACUCGAUGAGCCCUGCCGAGCCGGCGACGUCGUUUCUGCCGUACAUGCAGUCGUAGCGGCGCAGCGCACUGGGCGGCGCGGGUCUGUAGACGAUGACUGUGUAGCUUUGUCAGAUGGGGGUGGGUUUCAUGGCGCUUUGGUGCAGGGUUUUGACGCGUUUUGGUUGUUUUUUUGCGCUCAGCGCGCAAUGCUGGGACAUGGCCGUUCUCUCCAGUGUCCCAGUGUGCAUGCUGUCUACCCGUUUCUGCUAUAUACCCUCGCUUGCACACCUUCCAGCUAGCAUUGCACUCUGCCAGGGUGUAUGAAUGAACAGCAUGCCGGCCUAGUCUCGUUGUUGACAGCGUGAGAUGCGCCGUGGAGAAGCUUGGAGGGAGGCCUUGUGGGCGGGGAG
Messenger RNA from Boeremia exigua, 1985 nucleotides. RefSeq lists its product as uncharacterized. The record is from RefSeq and is a predicted model, not a curated record. Bases 400 to 1650 code for a protein of 416 amino acids. The transcript has 3 exons. NCBI's taxonomy places the organism in Eukaryota, Fungi, Ascomycota, Dothideomycetes, Pleosporales, Didymellaceae.